Ilex paraguariensis (yerba mate) is the source of this 1348-nucleotide messenger RNA. NCBI's taxonomy places the organism in Eukaryota, Viridiplantae, Streptophyta, Magnoliopsida, Aquifoliales, Aquifoliaceae. The record is from the annotation of a GenBank genome assembly.
GGAAAUCGAAUAAUCAAGAUAUAUUACGCUCUGGUGAGGGAACUUUCUGUAAUCUCUCGAAAUUUACAGGUAUUGUAUGCACUUGGCCCAAACUCCAAGGAAGUGUUGGUUCUUUGGAUUUAGUCCUCAGGUGUUUGAUUACGGCAGCAUGAUGGAUCCUGAACCUGGAAGGUGUAGAAGAACUGAUGGGAAGAAAUGGAGGUGUAGUAGAGAUGUGGUUCCUGGCCAGAAGUACUGUGAGCGUCACAUGCACAGAGGCCGUCAGCGUUCAAGAAAGCAUGUGGAAUCUUCUAAAAAUAUUUCAGAAUCUGAUACAACCAUAACCAUCACAUCCAGUGACACCUCUACAGCUAUCAAUUCUUAUAACACCACCAAUACAAUUGCCAAUCUCUCUGUUUCUGUUCCUCCCAAUCUUCACCUCAUGAUUCCCUCUUCUUCUGACUACAGCAACAAUGUCCCUGCCAUUGCUGAAACUACCACUACCUCCUCUAGAAGUGGCAACAGUAGAGUUAACAAAAUUAAUAUCUUUAGUGAUUCAUCUGCCACCCCUACCACCAUCAAUUUCUGCAAUAUCGACAACAGAAGCAAAAACAAUGUCGGUGUCAAUAGAGACACCACCGUCACAACCACAUUCAUCAGUGCAGUUGCCGACAAAUUCAACACCAAAGACAACAGCUACUGCAUUGGUGACAAGGACACCGGAUUUGACCAUUCCAAUUACAGAUUGGUAAAGAGAAGCAGCAGCAAUGUAAAAGAAGUCAAAAUUGGUGGUUCUGUAGCUCCAAGAUUUGGCAUCUCCCCGAACAGUGUUCUUCAAGAUGGUACUGUCACAGGUUGCAGUAGCUCGGUCUUUGAAUAUAGUAAUUCUGCAGAUACUGAUUUACAGAGAUGCAGGAGAACCGAUGGUAAGAAAUGGCGAUGUAGUAGGGGUGUCAUUCCUGAUCAGAAGUAUUGUCAGCGGCACAUGCACAGGGGGGCAAGAAAGCUAUCUAUAGCCUCGGAGUCAGCAAUUAUUUCCGAGGCUGCUCCUCCCAGAGUUUGGAGUUCUGCUGCUCCUAUUGCUAAACCUAAAAAGCUUGAUAAUCGCAUAAACUUGAACACCAAUCUCUCUAUCUCAAUCACUCCAAGUCUUCAACAAAAAACAGAUGGCGAAAAUAGUUCUACUAGAAGAAGCAGCAGCAGUGACGCCACCACCAUCACCGAUGAAAAUACCAGCAUCUGUAAUAUGGCCUCUCUAUCACCAUAAAAUCUCAGUAUAACUAAUACUUGUUAAACUCCUAAUCAUGUUGCAAGCCUUUUGAGACCAUCUUUGAGGAGAGAUUUUCUAACGAGAAAACAGAUUGUUUUG